This is a messenger RNA of Formica exsecta, 3847 nucleotides long. RefSeq lists its product as uncharacterized. Lineage: Eukaryota; Metazoa; Arthropoda; Insecta; Hymenoptera; Formicidae. The record is from RefSeq and is a predicted model, not a curated record. Bases 800 to 2083 code for a protein of 427 amino acids. The transcript has 8 exons.
AUAAACUUAUUUAGGGAUAAAUGUCUGGGUUUCGUAAAGCGCACCAUUUGCGCACUGCGCACACGUAUCUAUAUAUACAUAACGCAUGCUAUAGAUACACGCGAGCAUAUGCGCUAUGCGCUUUACGGAACCCAGUAUCCAGCCAAUGUGGACAAAUGUGAACUCAAAAAAUAGAAAUUUGAAAAUUUGCAAGAGUUAUUGAAAAUAAAGGAAGGAAAAGGAAGAUGAAAUGCACGCGACAGAAAGAGGAUAAGAGAGAGAUGAUCAACAGGAUACGACCCCCACGAAAUAAUCGAGAAGAGAGAAGACGGUCUCAGCUCUCACGUCUCAGUCGGUCUCAUUGUCAGUUGUCAGUAGUAUCGCGCAGCUGAUCGAGUGAUCGCUGAUCGCCUCCUGACGUCCUGAGUCCUGACUUGAGUGGAGUCUUUCAGUUUCUUUUGAAUCGCCAUGAGUGCAUCGUCAGCGAAUGUGUGAUCGACACGAUGCGCGUGUAGAAAGUUUACCGUUCAUGUAUGUAAUACUUCCUUGCGCGCAUCCUCCACGGAGUACCUCCGACAAAUAACGUAAUAGGCGGUUUAUGUCGGCCGUGAACGUAACGCGAAUGUGAAAGCGACCUUGAAAUGUGGCUCAUCCGUCGAAUUCGCGUACAUUCAUAACUAACAAUAAGGAAAAGGCUACGAGAUUUGUCGAUGACAAGAGAGCAGCUGUUCGAGCAUGCAACGAUGGUUACCGGUCUUGAACGAACCUCUAUGCGGUAGCGCCCUGUGCGUCAUCGGACGCCGUCGAAUGCAAUCGGGGGAUGCAUUCGAGUGCCGGCGUUCGAGCGGCGAUUCCGCGCGAUUCCAGGAUCAAUUGCGAUGGUACAGAAAAAGGCGCUUACGCCGUGUCGCCUACAGUCGAGCCGUAUGGAAUCGAAUGGAUAAGGUCAGACUUGGGUGAGAUCUCUAAAUUCGUAAAUGGCAUCAUAGGGGGCAAGUCAGCAGCUACAACUCACAAUCAGCGAGUUAAUGCGAGAAGAUGUUACAAAACAUCCAUCAGCUCUGGCUACUCGAGUCACUCUCCGCUGUUAUCAGUCGGUUCGUGCUCUUAUCGCGCGUCAACGUCGACGAGAGAUCUGUCGUACGGUGGUCUAGCCGUGAUUCACGAGAGCGAAACAGCUUGUGUACCGCAACCCAUUUGGCCUUUCGUCGCAUGUUAUCAGGCCGAAAAUAUCGAUUAUGAAGGCAUCUACACGUGUCGCGUCUGUGGUUGCACGUGUAGCUAUUCGCCGCCGUCGUCACCGUCGGCAUCAUCACCGCUGAGAGCAUCAGCGCGCGAGAUGCUGCUCGAAUUAUCUCGAACUCUUAAUUCUAUGAUAGACGGUGACAUUGCUGUGGCACCGCAAGAUAUCUUGCGCGAUAUCUCGCGUAUCGUUUCUCUCGAGAUCGAUCCAAGAAGCGACAACUUAUACGAAUGCGUUUGCCCUUCUUGGACUUUCAAUGACGACAAUCUAUCGGUAUCGCCAAGUUACAUCAAGCACGUGCCGCCGAGAGCAAAUUCUGUCCAUUCUAAAUUAUACGUUGGUCCUCGCGCUUUCUACGAAAAUAAUUCGAUGCGAUCCGCGUUGUUGCUUAAAAAUGAUAAGAUAACGAGACGCGAAAACGCAGAAAGGGAAUUUUGCGAAACGUCCAGUGGUCCAUACGUCUUUAAAUACCUAAAUGACAAACAUGUUAGAAGUGGUUGUGCGAAACUAUCGUUUGGAUUAGACAAAGAUAAGCAAUGCCAAAACGGACUCACCUCGACCGAAUCAAAAUAUUCAACACAGUUGGAUUACAGCGACAUUGGCUCGUCUAGCGAAGAAACGAUCGCCUCGUCCAAUGAUUGGAAUCGUCGCUUAGCCGUUAAAGGCUUAGAAAAGGACUUGGAUUUCACUCUCGACGUAACGCGUGCCGAACGUUUAAAUCGAACAAUCGCAAAAGCGAAACGGAAACGGCAAUGGUGCAGAGCCUUUAUCACUCUCUUCGCUUUAAUUUUCUUCGUAUUAAGCGUCAUCGUUGUUUCAUUAUGCAUAACGAGAGGUCGUAAAAUGUUUGGAAGCAUUUAAGAGUCAAAGAUUUAUCUCAUCCGGAUAUAUCCCUUCUUAAAAUUGCGCGGGAGCGUUCUGUUUGAUUCCAUGUUACGCCCACGAUCAUUCGCAGCACCUGGUGCUUAUAGUUUUUCCUUUACUAAACUGGAGCCGAUCGUAGAAUUCUGCGAACAAUCUUGGGUGACACUUGAAUGCGCAAUACAUCAUAUUUUAAUGUCUAGAAUAUUCUACGAAAUAUUUUGGUAGCUUUUACCACAGACAUUUUGUGAUACAAAUAUUCUCUAUGUGCAUAUCUAUUUCAGUACCUUAUGUAGAAAGAGAUUAUGUAAUCUCGCAAUGAAUGGCUGUGACCAUGUCCUUAUGUAUAAUUAAUAAAUACCAGAGAUGGUAUAGCAUUACGAUCAUGCUAAAUAUAAAUAAUUAGAUUUACAAAAAGACGUGGUAACGAUUGAUAUCGCGCGAUAAAGAAAAACCGAUAUCUAUGGAAGUUUUUCAGCAAGAAUGUCAUACAUCAAUUAGCCUUUGACUAUCUAAAUCAAAGCAGUUCAAAUAAAAAAAAAAAAAAUUCAGGACUUUAAAAAUCCUAUGGACAAUUGCAUGACAAUAUAUCUAUCUAUGUUUUCUUACUGAAAAACUCCUUGUGUAGCAGAUAAUUUAUGCGCGCAUGCGCAUUAAAUUAACACUGGUCUAACCGUCCAACCUAGUCUAAUCGGGCUCAGUAAGUAACAGUAAAGAUAGAAGAUAGUGGUAAAACGUCAGGAAAGGACAGUGUUUGCGUAAACGUAUCGAAACGUAUGAUCUUCGUAUCACGAUUACGAAUAUAUUAACGGUGCUGAUAAAAGCAACAGCGCGAACUGACAUAUUGACAAUCUGGCGUUUAGACUGAUAUAUUUUUCGCAUCAAGAACAUCCAAGUGUCGAUGAUACACAAAGUGAGUGAUAUACAAAGCGCACAUUAUUCUUAUAUCGAUCUCGUUUACAUUCGCUCAAUUAUUCCGUGGAGACUGGAUAUAGUAUUGCUUUUGCCCGUCAUCUGAGAUUACAAAAUAAGUUAUAUAUACGCACAGAAUGGUGUGUGUACCGUGCUUUGCUGUUCCUAUAUUUCUGAUAAUAUGGAGAUUUCUCAUACAACCAUUAUUGAUCAAAUGGUGGCAAUUAAGGAAUAAAGGAAAAGAGGCCAAAGGGGAUGAGCCAUGUCCGGAUUUAAUAAAGGAAUGUAAAAAUGGAUCGUGUACUUUAUCAUGGAAAGAUAAUCGAGACACUGUAAAGAAAAGCAAUUAAAUCUGUUUAUCCAGAAUAUAUACUUAAUUAAUCAAUAUAGACUACUUUGACAUUUAUAUUUGGUUGCUAAACUUUUCCAAGAAGCUAUAUAUAUAUAUUCUUUUUUUUUCUCAUUAUAGCAUUCAUAAACGUGCAAAUUGCUUUGAAUCAAUAACAAAAUUGAGUAAUCCAUGGCAAAUUAUAUAGAAGCCAUUAAAAAUUUAAGACAUUUUGGUUCAAUUUAUUAAAUGUAAAGUUGUCCCUACCGUUUUGAUAUAUUUUAGAACAUAAAUUAUAUAAAAACCAGUUAUAUGGCUUAUAUAAAAAAUAUUUUGCCAUUUCAACAUUUUUUAUUUAAUACAUUAUAAUUAUUUCUCUGGAAUACAACAUAUAAUACAAAUGCAAAAAACUUAUAAAUUACUUAAGAUAUAUUAAAAAGUAUACUAACACAUAAUUGGAAAUAGAAAUUCUAAGCAAUGUAUAUCAAAAUGUUAUUACAAAAUAAAAAAAUUGUUUUUGAUUU